AUGGCCGCAACAGAACCGGCACCAAGCUAUUUGGACGAGAAGCCAGUGGCUCCGGACGCUGACCUUGCUCCCGCUUCUGCAUCUACCUCGACAAAGUCCCGCGCUGAAUCUCUGGCGAAGAAGGGUGAAAUGCUGUGGGAAAAGAUCCAGGAGACAGCCAGCGCGUUUGUCUAUUUACAAGCGUCUCUUUCCGGCAGAGCCAAGUGCCGUGCUGGGGAGGACUGCCUCCACUUUGAACCUGACAUGAAGCAGACUAACAAAAUCAAGGAUGAGUACCGGAUUUGUGUUUAUGGUACCAAUCUUUUUCCAUACGGCAAUGGGGUCCUCUCGAAGUACUAUUAUCACGUCCCCUGCUUUCGCUCCAUGAUCAGUCAGCAGGAUCUUUUCGAUUCCGGCAAGUUUCGUCUGAGUGACGGAAAAUGGGGACUGAUGGUACGGAAAUGGUACGAACAUCAAGGCUGCGUGGAUGUGGACAAAAUAUCGGCUUAUGUUCGAGCCUGUAAGGCUCACAUAGCAGAGCUGGAGAAGGGCGAGACUCAGAAGGUCUUCCACCCUGGUAUGUACCCUACUCUAGGGGAUUACACAUUGGAUGCCGCAUCUCAAGAGUUGGAGCAUAUUCUGAGCCAUGACGAUUGCAUGGAGGUUCAGGCAAUGGUGGAAAACAAUUAA
Clonostachys solani is the source of this 669-nucleotide messenger RNA. The record is from the annotation of a GenBank genome assembly. NCBI's taxonomy places the organism in Eukaryota, Fungi, Ascomycota, Sordariomycetes, Hypocreales, Bionectriaceae.